GUGCAUUGGAAAUAAAAAAAAUCUAGUAUUUAGGUACCUGCUUAACUUGUAGGAAAAAAAUAAUUUUGUUUGUUAAGUCAAAAAAGUGAAUUUGCAUUGUUUCGACAGAUUUUUUAAAUCUCAGCAUUGUCAUAUCGAGUAUCAUAGUUGAGUAAUUGUGACGCACAAGGCAUAAAUAAGUGUAGGAAAAGGGUUUUUAUUCCAAGAAAACCUACUAUUUUGGUGUCAUGAUAAAAAAUGUCAUCUAAGCCUGAAAAUGACGACGACUCAUUUAUAAUUGUCCUCGGUACAUCCCCCGGUGCAAGUAUGGAUGUCGAAAAUUGCAAUAGAACCGUGAAUAGUGAUUUGGAUCCAGUGUUGGCCAAUUCACAGAUUGAGGAUGCCAUGAAGGAUCUGUCUGUAGAAGCUAAUAUGGCUUUCAAGGCUCAAUUUAGUCUUACUGAUAGUCCAUCUCCGGCUAGUAUGAUGGUGGCCAGUACAAUUAUAACUGAUGAUAGAAGUACAGAGGAGCUACAGAAACGCUUCGGAGAGUUGCUUGACGAGAAUGUCGUCUUGAAAGAGACGUUGAAACAGAACAACGAUUCUAUGAAGGAACAAUUCAUGUUGAUAGCUUCCUGUCAAGAGGAUAUGUUGAAGACCCACAAGAUACAUAGGGAAAAAUUUGAUGAGACAAGAGAUCUGGUUGAGAGGCUCAGGCAAGAAAACAAGCAAUUGAAACUCGACUUGUCACGUUUAACCGAUGCAGAGGUGAAGGUCAACAAUGAGACGGGUGAGAGCAAGUCUGGCGUCUCCUCGGAAAUCGAAUUCGUUACCUCCCCUGACGACGACACCAUCGACAAGCUGACCGUGCAGCUGGAGCUAGUUGAAAAACAAAGACGACAGGUAAUAGUUGAAAAUGAGAAAUUGUCGUGGCAGAAAGAAUCCUUGGAGCACAUCGUUGAUGCAACCACGAAAGAAAGAGACGAGGCUAAGGAAAAAUUGAAGAAUGUUGAGCUCCAACUAUCAACCAAUGAGAACGACCACGCGCGCGAAUUGCAAAAACUACAAUUCAUUAUAAACGAUUUGCAAAGUAAAUUAAAGUCUUCGAGCUCUAAUGUAUCACCAGAGGAAGUAAUGAAACGUGACGCGUACAUACAACAGUUGGAAGGAAAACAUUCCAUGUUGCAGAAUGAACUCAAAAAAGCGCAGAUAAAGAUUAUAGACUUGGAGAACGUAAAAUUGGAGUUCACACAGCACAAGUCCGGGACAUUGGAGACAGUGAAAAUGUACAAAGAGCAGAUACAGGAAUUGAACAAUAGAAUAAAGGAGAUCCAAAAAACGGUAUUCCAGCCAGUUCGCUUCUCGGUCAGCCCCGAGAAUGAGUCGUUACCGGAAUACGCGAACUAUAUGUCCAGCGUGAAGCUCUACGACAGAACGCUUAAACAUCUCUCCGAAUACUUCGAUACGUUGACUAAUGGAUUAUCAGACAGCCUGGUCCAUACAUUAGGAGUGAUCGCAAGCCUGUACGACUUCAAAUUAGAGCGAGCUUCAGUGGACAGGGUUAUGUCUGGGAUCGCCGAGGUGAAGCAAAUGAUAGAAAAGCAACACAGCACCGCUCUUACCAAUCUAGCACAAGUUCGAGGUACGCUGACUAUUUUCGAAGGUAUUUUCAAAGACUUUAACGAGCUCCUUAAAAAGUCGGUCACGAAAUCCGAAAAUACGCCGGCGCAGCUGUCGGCGGCGCUGCUGGCGCGCGCGCGAGAGGUGUCGGCGCUGCGUGCGGAGCGGGCCGACGCCGACCUGCUGCGCGCGCAGCUCGACGCGUACCGAAGUGACUUCGAAGCUGAACGAGAGGCACGGGAGAAGAUGGCGAGUGAGAAAGAGAUCGUACUCGCGGAUCUCAGAACCGCGCAGCGAAAAAUACAGGAACUAACUAGUCAGUUGGAAGAGAUCCGCAUAUUAAGUCCGGGGCUAUACAAGAGCGUCACCACGACCAACGCGUCCGCCAGACCUGCCGCCACUAGACCCGCCGCCGCCAAAUCCGCCGCCGGCACCGCGACCACCACCACCACCACUGGCAACAUGGUCUACACUUGUCCGAAAUGUAUGAAGUUCUCUAGCGACCAGUACAAAGUUAUGGAGGAACACUUCGAUUUCUGCUUGGAUGACUUUUAAAGAGGCGUGAGUAUUGCUGUCCUUGUCGCACAACUAGUCUGAAUGUUCAAAGUCCUAUGUGUUAGAGUGUAUACGAUAUAGUUACCGUCAGUUUUGAAUUCGUUGUUAUAAUAUUUCAAAGCUGUAUUUUUAUGUAUCUAUAGUAUUUAAUUGUUUUACACGCGACAAUUACGUAAAGAUUUAUAAAUGGCGAAAAGUGUAUAUUGCUACGGACAGCAAAUUAAUUAUUUCUAAUUAAAAAAAAUUUCAUAAAUUAUACUCGUUAUUGAGAUUAUAAGUAAAUAAAAUAAAUUUUUCGAUUUUUUUUAAUACAUAUUCUAAUUUAAUAUUCGCAAAUGUUUAUGUCAUUACACCGCCAUUUAUAAAACUUCGUUAUUGGCGGAAUAACUUGAUAUUUUAUUGAUCCCAAUGAAUUAAAAUGAUUUUGGUGUUAUAUAUGUAAUGAUGUAAAUAAUACGUAAUUUCAAACUAACGAAUUAAUCCAAGAAGAGUAUAUUGUAUUUUUUUUUAAUGUAGCGUCAGCAUCGAAAAAACUGGUUUUAAAAAAUAUAUUGAUAUAAUGCCUCCUCCUAAAAUUUUGAUUAUUUCUUAACCUUUUGAAUUAAUUUAUUUUUUCAUUUAUUAUUUUAAAUAAAACAUUGAAAUAAAAUUUGUAUGCUUUAAAAUAAACUUAUGUGAGAGAUAAGCUUCCAUUAUACUUUAGUAAGGUGCCAUUUCAUAUCGUCAAAAGAUUCAUAAACGAGGAUAUGAGUAUUUAGUAUAAUACAUGUAUUUUUAAUACGCACACUUUCUAAGCAAUAAAAGUUUUUUUAAAUUGUUUAGCAUUUGAAGGAAAAUAAAUAUUUAAAUAGGUAAUUUUCUAUUGAUAAACAAUCUUUUGAACUUAAUUAGGGGAAAAAACAUAGUUAUUAUAGUAAAUAUUAUUUUAUUUUUAAAUCUUAAGUAAUAAAAGAUUGUUAGCAAAAAAAUUAAACAUAAAUAUAUCUACCGCUGCACGCAUUUCUUAAAGUGUGUUAUAAAAAUACAGUUUUACUUCCUAUAAAAACAAUUUGUACGAAGCAGUAAAGUGAUUCUAUAUCAUCGAAUAAAUUAAAAUAAAAUUGGAUUUUUUUCCCUUCAGUUAUCAUUUAUCAAAAUAAUUUUAAUUGGAUAGUGCAUUCUCAUUUCAUUGGAUGGUUUUUUAAUAAAUAGCAGCAAUUGUUUGUUUUUUCUUAUUUUAGAAAUAAAAUAAAGGAGCUUUAGGAUUUGAAAUAGUUAAAUUAGUUUAUAUUUAAUAUGUAAUAGACAAAAUUAUAAAAAUAUAUAUGUCAUUAGAUUAGCUAAUUUUUUUUUCUUUAUUUACAUUUCGCACUGGUGAUUUAGCGCGCGAUUCUUUGCUAAACGAUAAUGUAAUUAAACAUUCCGCACCGUGGAAGAGCCUAUUUCUAUUAUCAUAUAAGUUUUUAUAUUUCUAUCAUCAAUUUAAGAAGCACCAUAUUUUCAUAAUUAUUAUAAUAUAAUCUCCCUUUUUAAUUUGUUCUAAUCAAUUAAUUGAAUAGAAAAUUUAAAUUUGGAAAAAUAUAAUUUACGUAUGAUUCUGUUUAAAUGUGGAAUUAUUAUAAAACAUAAUUUAAAAAAAAGAUACCGUAUUUACUUUUGGGGUGCUAUUAUGUGUAAUCAAAAUAAAAGACAAUUUUAUCUCAGUCGUCAUCCACGUGUGUAAAAAGAAAUAAAUUUGAUUAAUAAAACAUAGGUAUAGUUUUUAAUUAAUUGUAAUAUUUGGAAUUAUUUAUAUGUAGAGAACGCGACUUGAAAUUAGUGUGAUUGUUGAAAAGACUGCCUGUUCCUAAUAAAUAGUUUAAGUAAAUUAUAUCUUCAUAUUAUUGACAUACAGCCAUUUUGUAUAUUUAUGGUUUUUAUUUUCCAAGUGGACUGUACAAUUCUUAGACAUUUAUAAUAUUCUAGAAGUGUUUUCCAAUUUAAUUUUAUUUAGCGAUUUCUAUACAGUAUGGACAGGCACACGAAUGAAGUAUUAGAAAUAAUGGAAUUCUAUCGUCAAAGUUGCCUAGCAUCAUAUUGUAUAGAAAUUAACAAAAUUACGUAUUAUUUUUAUUUUUAUUUUUUUAUAGAAUAGGACGAGCAUAUUGGCCACCUGAUGGUAAGUGGUCACCAAACGCCCUUAGACAUUGGCAUUGUAAGAAAUGUCAACCAUCGCUUAUAGCCAAUGCGCCACCAACCUUGGGAACUAAGAUUUUAUGUCCCUUGUGCCUGUAAUUACACUGGCUCACUCACCCUUCAAACCGGAACACAACAAUAUCAAGUACUGCUGUUUUGCGGUAGAAUAUCUGAUGAGUGGGUGGUACCUACCCAGACGAGCUUGCACAAAGCCCUACCACCAGUAGAUUAUAUUAAUAUAUAAUUUUCCAUCACGUGAUGCAUUGACGUUUCCAUACAUUUUUGGUUUAAACGAAUCUGUCAUUGACAUAUGUAAACUCCAUAGCAACAGUUAAUGAAUGAUUUUAGUAUUUGUCAGAGUUAAUUUUAGUUAUUUGUGGUACUUCUUCUAUGAUCGAUAUGAUUACUGCAAUCUAGGAAAGCAAUCAUGAUUCCUAGACGGCAUAUAUCAUAAAAUAAUUCAGUACAAUUUAAGAGUAAUAAGUCUUACAUAUGUAUAUGAUAAUAUCAAAAAGAUCAUUCAAUUGUUUUUUUUAUAUUACAUAUGAAUAUACCUAUUAAUUCUUAUUGAUAUUAAUUUUUCCUUUGAGAAUAUUUUUGUUAAUGUUAGUUUCACAUAAGCUUAAAUUUUGGUAAAUAUCCAAAUUUUAUUUAAAAUUUUUAAAAAAAAUGGCCAAAAUUAUUAAGUAAGGAUUAUAUUAAUCGUAACAUAAUUAUUAGUAAAAUUUCAAUGCAAUAACGUUAUGUGAGUGAAUUUUAUUUUUUAAACUUUUGAAAAAUAAAGUAAAGCCAGACUUGUCAUUGUUUUAUUAUUAUAUUGAAUAGUAUAUUAUUUUAAUAUUUAAUAAUUUCAAAUGAGAUGUGUGGUGUUUCAUUUGUAUUUCAGAUUUUAAAUAUUUUUUAACUAAUUUUGUUUUAAUUCAUAGUUCCGUGGAGAUUUGUUUUUGGAGUGUACUGCAGAUUAGACGGUAUUAUAAUUGU
Nymphalis io (European peacock) is the source of this 5289-nucleotide messenger RNA. It is a transcript of the gene key, whose product is annotated as optineurin. Bases 238 to 2154 code for a protein of 638 amino acids. Gene Ontology annotation, cellular component: nucleus; cytoplasm. The transcript is spliced from 15 exons. The record is from RefSeq and is a predicted model, not a curated record. Gene Ontology annotation, molecular function: DNA binding; K63-linked polyubiquitin modification-dependent protein binding. Gene Ontology annotation, biological process: DNA repair; regulation of canonical NF-kappaB signal transduction. NCBI's taxonomy places the organism in Eukaryota, Metazoa, Arthropoda, Insecta, Lepidoptera, Nymphalidae.